CACCAGGCACCAGCGGCAGGCCAGAGGCCACCAGCGCCCCGCCCGACCCUGCGCCUGGGAGCUGUGUGCCUGGGUGACCCUGCGCGCCGCCGGCGGCCGGCGGGCACCCUGCUCGGCAUCCUCACCGCCUUGGUGCUCCAGCGCAACGCGCCACCCUGCUGCCGGUAUGUUCCCCCUCGCAUUCCCUUGCCGACGAUGCCUCCCCGAUUUGUCCUCCCAAAUUCCUCGCCCUAACCCUAACUGCCGACCAUGGCGCCUCGCCGCCUCUAUGCGCGAUGCUGCUCCUCCUUGCAGACAGGACGUUGCCGCCCCCUCCCUGCAGGUCGGCGCCUCGCCACCCUCGGGCCCCGGCUGCCCUGCAACUGUAGGCUGGCACCCCUGCAACCCUGCUGCCUGCCUGCCUGGAGGCCAGCGCCCCUUGCAAAAGCAAUUAUAGCAAUUGAACUAUGAAGAGGAAUGGGGAUAUUGCUUCUCUUUUUAGAAAAUAUGAAGCAAAGAAACUUGCUGCUGCUUCAUCACCACCACCAGCCCCAGCUACAAAAGUGAUUGAAGAGGAAGAUCAAGAGCAAGCUUCUGUGCUUUCAGAAGCAAUUGAUGUUGAUAAUAUCUUGCCACCGCAACCGCAACCACAGCCACCAACUCCGUCGUCGUUGCCGGUCUAUGAUAUCAAUCGCCUUCCACAUGAUCCAGGUGAACGUCUUCCAAUUGCAAGUUAUGAUAUUAAUGAUCAAGAUGCAAUUAGAAGAACAUAUGUUCUGAAAAAGCCAUUCAAGCCAAUUAACCAUGAAUUUCCAAAAAGGAAAAUUGGAAAUAGAUAUCGUUCAUGUAGUCCUGUAUGGUUGUACAACUAUGAUUGGCUUGAAUAUAGUAUCAAGGAAGAUGCUGCAUUUUGCUUCUUUUGCUACUUGUUCAAAAACCCAAAUUGCAAGGCCAAGGGUACAAUUGCAUUUACUGUGAAAGGCUGGAGAAAUUGGAAUAUAUGAGACAAAUCACUUCUGAAACAUAUGGGUUCUAAAGUACACAAGUUAGCUGAAGAGAAAUACAUUGGUUUUAUUAAUCCCAAUGUAGCAAUUGAUAAUCAGAUUGAGAAGUGGAGUGAUGAGGAUCGUCGUCUUUAUAAGAUCAGGUUGACUUAUACACUUAGAUGCAUUAAAUUUCUAUUGCAUCAAGGAAUGGCAUUCCGUGGACAUGAUGAGAGUGAAGAGUCUAGCAACAGAGGGAACUUCAUUGAGCUUUUGAAAUUUCUUGCAGCAAAUAGUGAAGAAGUGAAUAAGUAUGUUCUGAAAAAUGCUAUAGGUAACUGCUCCUUAACCAGCUCAAAGAUACAAACGUAGGUUAUUCAUUGUUGUGCCAUAGAAACUAGAAAGAGAAUAAUUGAAGAACUUGGUGAUGAGCCUUAUGCAAUUUUAGCUGAUGAGUCCAGUGACAUAUCGCAUAAAGAACAACUAGCUCUUUGCUUGCGCUUUGUGGAUAAAUUGGGAAGGCCAUGUGAGCACUUUAUUGGAGUUGUUCAUGUUGAUGAUACUAGCUCUUUAUCACUUAAGGAAGCAAUUGAAGCUUUACUUGUUCGUAAUGGCUUGACUAUAACUCAAAUUCGUGGUCAAGGCUACGAUGGGGCUAGCAACAUGAAAGGUGGUAUUAAAGGGUUGAAAACAUUGAUAAUGAAAGAGUCACCUUCUGUUUAUUAUAUCCAUUGUUUUGCACAUCAACUCCAACUAGUGCUUGUUGCUGUCGCCAAGGGUAAUACUGAUUGUAAGGGCUUUUUUCGAUCAAGUAUCUCUCUUGCUUAAUAUUGUUGGAGUUUCUUGUAAGCGUCAUGGAAUGCUUCGAAAUGCCAAACUUGAGCAAAUCACAAAAGCACUUGAUUGUGGUGAACUUGAAUCUGGGAGUGGAUUAAAUCAAGAGAUGGGGCUGCCUAGACCUGGUGAUACUAGAUGGGGUUCUCAUUAUAAAACUAUAUGCAACAUCAUUGCUAUGUAUCCUUCAAUUCAUGAAGUACUUGUCAAUCUUGGAGAUGAUCCUUUACAUAAGGCUGAUUGGACAAAAAUACAUUUUAUGGUUGGAGCACUUGAGUCCUUUGAGUUUGUUGUUGCUGCACACUUAAUGUUUCUUAUUCUUGGAUAUACAAAUGAAUUGUCCGAGUGUUUGCAAAGAAGAGAGCAAGAUAUUCUUAAUGCAAUCAGUCUUGUUAAUGUGGCAAAGAAUAGAAUGCAGCAAUUGAGGACUAAUGGUUGGGAACAGUUUCUUGAAAGAGUUACUUUGUUUUGCAACAAACAUGGUGUCCAAAUUCCAGUUAUGGAGGAUAAUUAUGUUCCUUAUGGAAAAUCAGCUCGUUAUGCUCGGAACCAAACAAAUGAUGAUCAUUUUAGAAGAGAAAUAUAUAUUGGUGUCAUUGAUCAAAUAAGUCAAGAGCUUGACUAUCGAUUUGAUGAGAUAAAUAUGGAGUUGUUUUCUUGUAUGUCGGCCUUCAAUCCUUCCAACUCAUUUGCUUCUUUUGAUGCACAAAAAUUACUUAGACUAGCUGAGUUCUACCCUAAUGACAUCAAAGGCCAUGAUUUGAUGAAACUUGAAUUGCAACUUGACAAUUAUAUUGAUGAUGUGAGGCAAAAUGAUAGCUUCAAAGGACUUGUGAAUCUUGUUGACCUCUCAGUAAAGCUUGUUCAAACAAAUAGACACACAUUGUAUGAUAUGGUUUACUUGCUUCUCAAAUUGGUAUUGCUUCUACCGGUGGCAACAGCAAGUGUUGAAAGGGUAUUUUCUGCAAUGACUUCACUCAAAACUAAGAAAAGAAAUAAGUUGGGUGAUGCUCUUUUAUAUGAUUGUCUUGUCACAUUUAUUGAGCGGGAUAUUUUCUUUGAGGUGGAUGAAAAUGACAUAAUCAAGACUUUCAUGAGCAUUAGAAAUCGUAGACCCGACAAGUAGCUUUUGUUUUCAUUUGAACUAGUAUGUUUGAGGUAUUUGUAUUAUAAUUUAUACAACUUUGGUAUUUAACCAUCGAAUGUGGAAUGUAAUAUAUGUUCUGGUAA
Molecule: messenger RNA, 3026 nt
Organism: Panicum virgatum (switchgrass)
Lineage: Eukaryota; Viridiplantae; Streptophyta; Magnoliopsida; Poales; Poaceae
Exons: 2
Coding region: 1822-2922 (366 amino acids)
Molecular function (GO): protein dimerization activity
Source: RefSeq, a predicted model, not a curated record